CCGGCCUGUGCGUCGUCUUACAGAAUAGUUUAAAAGUGUUUUGUCGAAGUAAAAUACUCCAAAAUAGUGUCUGCUUUGAAAUACUUGCGUCGAAAAACUGCUGGACCGGGUCUGGGCUCCACAUCACAGUUGUAGCCUAUAGGGGGCGACAGAGAGCCCCAUUUCUGGGGGAAAAAAACAUCUCACCUUCUUUCUUUAGUCCAAGUGUAGGAGCACGUUAGAGUGACCAUGGAGUGCGUUUGCUGUCAUGUAGUUCAGCGUUAAUACGGCGUGAAUAGUGGGCGAAGGGGGACUUGCGAGAGGACACAAAGGAGCCAGGCGCCAGCUAUGGCCGCGCGGGAGGAAGCAGAGGUUCUCCACGGCAAAAUAAGGCACCACGACGGGGCUGGAAGUGUAAACAGCUCGGAGGGCUUCAGGAACGGCUAUGUGAAGAGCUGCGUCACCCCCCUGAAACAGGACCCCCAGAGGGGAUUUUUGUUCAGCUUGUGCAGGUUUUGCAACGAGGACGUUUUCAAUUCGAAAUUGUUAAAGGUCUCAGCCCUGUACGUCGGCGCCUUUGUUGUUUUCGCGAUUUCCUUUCUCCUUUCCAGGACCUUGCAAAGUGACUCGCUAUGGGAUUUGCGGACUUUUUUGUCGGGCUUCUCCCAGUCCAUCAGUCCACUCUUCAGCCUAGGAUGUGCUUUCUUCUUUCUAACAUUUUACCUGAGGAGGAAAAAGAAGGAGAGCAGCAAAUGUUGGCUGGUGUCGCUGCCAGCGUCCUGUUUCCUCGGAGAUUUUCUGGUUUUGCGCUUUUUGCAGUGGGGAGAGGACCAGCACCAGAUGCAAAUGGUGGGCAGGUUGCUGUUCGUGUUGGGAUGUGUGGGUCUGCUCACGCUGAUCCCGACUCUGAAGCUCAAACACAGCGUCCUCAUCCUGGUGUUCGCCAGCGUUGUAUGGCUGGUGUCUUUCACAAGUUUGAGCGGUCUGCCCGCACUCCUCAGACCGCUCCUGGCGUGCUUCGCCGGGGUGUCGGGCUGCCUGUUGGGGCUCUGUUUUGACCGCUACUACCCGGCGAGGGACGCGCAAAGCGGGACUUCGAACGUGGAGGAGAAGGUCCCCGUCAUCAGACCGAGGAGACGGUCCAGCUGCGUUUCCCUCGGAGAAACGUCGACCAGCUAUUAUGGCAGUUGUAAAAUGCCCCGCAGACCUUCGUUGCCCUGCAUAUCUAGAGAGCAGAUGAUCUUAUGGGACUGGGAUCUGAAGCACUGGUACAAACCGCAGUAUCAGGGUGCAGUAAGCGGGAAUGGGGUUGAUCUGUCAGUCAUCAACGAGGCCAGGAAUCUGGUGUCCGACGUGCUGGUGGACUCGUCCCUGUCGCCCAACACCAUUGCCAAUCUGCGCAGCAUCUCCAGCCUGCUGGGGACGUUUUCGGGUUCGUGCCGUCCGAGGGUCAACCCCUUUACGCCUUUCCCCGGAUUCUACUCUGUGGAGGCGGACGACCCUGUCGACAGGACAGAAAGGAAAAGCAUUAAGUGUCUGAGCAGCAGAAACAGCCUCCCAACUCCUCAACCCAGGCGGAGUUCCACGUCCUCUGCAUCAACUUCUCAUCCCCUUCUGGACUCCCCCGCUUCACGCUGGGAACGUAACAACGGAAAAAGGCAGCACUCCGAACACAGCCUCAUGAGCUCAGGUCUGCCCAACGGUCCCAAUUCAAACCUGCUAACCAUUCCCAAACAGAGGUCUUCCUCUGUGACUCUCACAUACCAUGCUGGGCCCAGAAGGCCAGGCACGUCCCCCAGCCUUAGUCCUGUACCCUCACCCAGCCACAGUCCUCCAGCACUGGGGACAGGAGGCUCAUCGUCCCAUGUCAGUCGAUCACCUGUGGAGUUCCCAGACACGGCGGACUUCCUGAAAAAACCAAGUGUUCACUUGAACAUGCACAAGCCUUUAAGCUACCCUAUUAACUCUGCCGAAUCCCAGCAGGCCUUCCGCAACUCUACGUUUCCUGUCUGUAACAGCUGUGGCCGUCAGAUGCUCAAGGGAGUUUCCAGCAGUGACCAUGGGGAUUCUCAUCCUCUGUUUAACAGCGAGGGUCAAUGCAGGCGCUCAGGUGAAGGGCUGGACUUUAGCGGGGAGCCUGUUAUCAGAGAGGAGAGCAGUGAGCUAGACGUGUCUUCAGAUGGACGGCAAGAAGCUGGAAGAAACCAGGGCCUGACCGAAGAGGAGGAGGAGAGCUCGAGCACGGAGCAGUCAACACCAAAAUCAGAGGGUGAACUGGAGUUCAAGUUAGAUCCCAUGCUGGAGGAGCACGAGGCUCUUAUGGAGAAAAUGAACACCUGGAACUUCCAGAUCUUUGACCUGGUGGAUGUAACAGGAGGGAGGACAGGACGCAUUCUCAGCUACGUCACAUACACACUUUUCCAGGACACGUGUCUGUUUGAAAUCUUCAAGAUUCCUGUGAGAGAGUUCAUGUCGUACUUUCAUGCUUUGGAAAACGGCUACAGAGACAUUCCCUACCAUAACCGAGUCCAUGCUACUGAUGUGCUCCACGCUGUCUGGUAUUUGACCACUCAACCCAUCCCAGGCUUCCAGCAGAUCCACAGUGAGCAUGUCACAGGGAGUGACACAGACUCAGAUAGUGGCAUCUCUCCAGGCAGGAUAUCUUAUGCCUCCUCCAAGAGCUCCUCAAUCUCAGAUGACAGUUAUGGCUGCCUGGCCUGGAACAUACCUGCUCUUGAGCUUAUGGCCCUUUAUGUAGCUGCUGCAAUGCACGACUAUGACCACCCAGGUCGCACAAAUGCCUUUCUAGUUGCCACUAAUGCACCUCAGGCUGUUCUAUAUAAUGACCGCUCGGUUCUGGAGAACCACCAUGCUGCAUCUGCUUGGAACCUCUACCUGUCCCAGCCCGAGUACAACUUUCUGGUCAACCUCGAUCACGUGGAAUUCAAGCGAUUUCGUUUCCUUGUUAUUGAGGCCAUACUGGCCACAGACCUCAAGAAGCACUUUGACUUUUUGGCUGAGUUUAAUUCGAAGGUGAAUGAUGUGAAUAGUCCAGGAAUUGAUUGGACCAAUGAGAAUGACAGGCUACUGGUUUGCCAAGUGUGCAUCAAGCUAGCAGACAUAAACGGACCAGCUAAAGUCCGGGACUUGCAUCUGAAGUGGACUGAAGGCAUCGUCAACGAGUUUUACGAGCAGGGAGACGAGGAAACAAAACUGGGAUUACCCAUCAGCCCCUUCAUGGACCGCUCCUCCCCGCAGCUGGCCAAGCUGCAGGAGUCCUUCAUCACCCACAUUGUUGGACCACUGUGCAAUUCUUACGAUGCUGCAGGCCUGCUGCCUGGCUACUGGAUUAGUAAAGAAGGGUCGGAUGAAGACGAGGAUGAGGGGCAGGGGGACAUAGAUCUGGAUGAAGAUGAAGAUGAGGAAGAUGUACUAGAAGAUGAGCUGGCUCCAAGAAGGACGAAAAAUCGCCGCAGGCUUUACUGUUGCAUCAUGCACCACCUGACAGAGAACCACAAGGUUUGGAAGAAGAUCAUCGAGGAAGAAGAUAAAAGCAAAGAGCUCGGCAAACAGCAGCAGCAGCAGGACAGCUUGCCCACCUCCCCAUCAGAUGACAUCCAGGUCAUCCAGGAAGAGGAGGAGGGAGAGGAAAGACAGUAAUGGAAGGACGAAGGAAGGAGUAGAUCUGUGUGAAACAAGGACAAGCAGGAUCCCCGGUCCUUUUUCUUACCUGCCUUUCACUGACAUUAGGACUGAUAAAUGCACAUAAAAAAAAGAAACAUUCUCCUUCUCUCACAAACACACCAAUCAAAAGCUUCACUGUGCAAAUGCUCAAACGCUGAAACAGUCACGUUAUGUUAUUUUCUUUUUUACCUUUAUUUUGGAGAAACAAAAAGGCCUUACUACUGUGAGCGGAUCCUUACCGCAACGGUGGGGGCCCCAACCCCUAUGCACUUUCAACCCACGGAGAGUCAAGUGCACCCAGUAAAAACAAACACAAAAAAAAGCACCAGAAGCAAGGAGGAAGGUGCUGAGGAAGAGGAGUGUGGACAGGUUCCAGCAUUGAGUUGCUCACCUGGUUGUGAGGCUGCCUUGAAUGCAAAGCACUCAACACCUUCUGUAGGUACAAAACAGCACCUGUAUAUUAAAGACAAAACAAUGGAUGGCUAAGGAUGAAUACUGAAGCGAAGGACUUCAAGAAGUGACCGAUACCCUUUACCAAAGUGAACAGUUGAUGCGUGGAAAGACGACAGACUAAAACUGUUUCUAAUGAUGUGCCUGUCUGAACCUCUAUUAAGCCCAUAUUGGCCCUUGUAGUUGUCUCACCUUGCUGGCGACACGAAACACUGUAUCAGACUCAGUCACAGACAAUAUUGAAAUGUUGGCUGAUUAAUAGCAUUAUAUCUGCAUCAUUUUGGAUGCUUUUAUUCAUGUGUAACAUCUUUCUCCUUUUUUUUUCCUUUCUUUACCUCUGACAGUUUUGUUUUUCACGCGUCAUUAUUUUGGUAUGGAGAGAACGAGCGAGGAAAAAGAGAGCACAUUUAAAAAAAAAAAGAAAUUACUUUAGGAUGUCAUUUGUGCGUGUUUAUGUGUGCGUUUUUUCACAUUGGUGUUUGCUUUUAAAUCAGUGAAAUGUCUUCUGAUGUUUGACAUGCAGAUCCAGAGUGCUGAUUCCAUGAAUGGGACUUUUUUUUUUUUUUUUUGAUUACAAGUAUUUUUUAAGGUUACUCAGGAUUCACAAAGUUGAAUAAUUCUUUUUGCAAGACUUUAUGACAAUAAUAUGAAAUACACUUUAAAGAAACCUAAGUAAUUAAAAAAAAAGAAUGAAAAUUGAGGCGACUGAAGUAGUUUGUAAUCUCUUAAUGAACAACUUGACUCCAAGCCAAUUCCAGAUACUAAAAUCAGAGGAGGAGCAUAUCAUAUGUGCUGUCUCUUGGCCAUUUAUUCGUACACUGUUUGCAUUACCUUUUUUUUUGUUUGUUUUACAACCAACUGGAGAAAAGGUUAUCUUGAUUGUCGGCAGACUGCAAAUGUCGCUCCUGCAGUAACACCAAUAGUUUUGCUGUUCUAUAACAGUAAAUUAGGCGUUCUAUCCUGUUUUCUUUUUUUUAAACCACCUGUACAAAGUCUAAAAGGGUGGUUCAGUUAGUCGGGUUGGGGGUGUGUGUGUGUGUGUUAAUGUCUAAACAAGCUAAAUGCACAAUCAAAUGAACUUUUUUGGCUUCUUAAUUUAUAACUUUAUCUCAACCCACCACAAAAAAUAAAAAAGGCCAGUGUGUUAAGAAGAAAUGCAGGGUUUCAUGUCACUUACGAUUUGUUUAUAUAUAUAUAGAUAUAUAUAGAUAUAUAUAUAUAUAUCUAUAUAUAUAUUGUCUGCCACAAGGCAGGCUAAAAAACCUUUUAGUUUUCUAAAUUUAUCUGUAAAACUCCUUGCAUUCCACUAGAAUAAGGAAUUUGUAUCAUUGCUCUGUGGUCAGCUUAUUAAAUCAUGAUCACUUUGGAGAAAUUUAGGUGAGUUGUGGAAUUUGGCUUGGUAAAAAAAAAACACAGGUACAGAUGUGCACAUUUUAAUACCAAACAAGUGUUUAGCCACUGUACAAAAGAGUGUGUUCAUAAAAAUAUAUAUUUUUGAAUAAUCAAGUGAAUGCAUCUGUUUUCUACACAUAAUUAAGAAAAAUGUACAUCAUGUAAUGAAAACCUUUUGCAAUUCAAGAGAGUUUAUUUUGUUUUAUUUCUGAUGUGGAAUGGUGGGGGGCUUUUAUUAGUUUGGUUCGACACCUUUUUUUUUUUUUUUUAGCCUCUCAUUGUUCUGUACCAUAAACCACUCUUUGUCUCCACCAUUGACUUUCUCUCACCGUUGUGUCGCUUGUGUCACCAAACUUGUGCCGCACUCAACCAUCAUCCUGUACGUCGUGGGUUCGGUCUCUCCAUCUGCGUCAUUUUCUCCAGGCUAGGGCCCUGCUGGCAUGGAACCAGCACAUUGGGUCCAAAAAGAAAAUUUCCCUCCACGAUCAGGAACAGAGUCGGGACUCAGGCUGGAGCCAAAUGCAUUCUGACAAAUUUGACAUCCGUUCUAUUCACAUGGACCCAAGCUGGAUCGUAAAGCCGUGGUAGCUCCAGACCUGAUAUGUUCUGACUCAUUAAGUUGUAAAUGUUUGUUGGCUUCUCACUGUGCAGUCUUUCAAACCACAGUGUCCUCUGAUGAUUGUGCCAUAAAUACAUCUAAGAAUGGUUGUUACCCUUAUGUAGCAUCAAUGUACGUACGUUUGUCUAAUGUAACCAUUCACCCUUAUCUGUGGGGAUUUUUGUUAUUUAUAGCUGUCAUAAAACACCAUCCCUAAAG
Messenger RNA from Oryzias latipes (Japanese medaka), 6322 nucleotides. It is a transcript of the gene pde3b, whose product is annotated as phosphodiesterase 3B. Gene Ontology annotation, biological process: signal transduction. Gene Ontology annotation, molecular function: 3',5'-cyclic-nucleotide phosphodiesterase activity. The record is from RefSeq and is a predicted model, not a curated record. NCBI's taxonomy places the organism in Eukaryota, Metazoa, Chordata, Actinopteri, Beloniformes, Adrianichthyidae.